AUGGCUGCGCUGGUGUCCCUGCAUCUCAAGUCCACCUCCACCUUCGUGGUGUACCUGAAAAACCUCAUAGUUGCAGAUAUUGUUUUGACCAUCAUGAUCCCGGUUAAAAUUGCAGGCGAUUUGCCUGGUAAUUGGGAGGCGAUGUCUAUACCCACGUGCCGUUUUUUCAGUGUCAUUUUCUACAACACGCAAUACACGUGCAUCGCUCUGUUGGGCUUCAUUAGCCUGGACCGUUUCUUCAAGAUCAUGAUGCCGCGCACAACAUUUGCCCAGAAUCUGACCGUCAGCAAAGUGAUUGCAGGCUCCAUCUGGGUGAUCAUGUUUGGAGUCACAGGUUUGCCAAACAUCAUUUUGACCAACAGAACAGUGCCAACCACCCAAAUUUCCGGCUGCAUGAUACUAAAAAGCCCAGCAGGAAUAAGGAACUCUGGGAGCAACAACAGCCAGGGCAAGCAAAAAGUCAAACUGCGAGUUUUUUUAGUUAUCAUUGUGUUUUUUGUUUCUUUCGGUCCGUACCACAUUGUCCGGAUCCCGUACACGUUUCAACAAGUCAGCAGUUCCUCCACGACCACUUGCUCGCAGAUUGACAUACAGAUCAAACUCGCCAAGGAACUCACUCACUGGCUUUCUACGACUAACAUCUGCAUGGACCCCCUUCUCUACGUCUUCUUGUGCCGAGAGUUCAAGGAGCAGCUGAUGGCGCUGAUGAAAAAAGUCAAUCGUUGGAUUUAA
Molecule: messenger RNA, 732 nt
Organism: Oryzias melastigma (Indian medaka)
Lineage: Eukaryota; Metazoa; Chordata; Actinopteri; Beloniformes; Adrianichthyidae
Product: P2Y purinoceptor 13-like
Exons: 2
Coding region: 1-732 (243 amino acids)
Biological process (GO): G protein-coupled receptor signaling pathway
Cellular component (GO): membrane
Molecular function (GO): G protein-coupled purinergic nucleotide receptor activity
Source: RefSeq, a predicted model, not a curated record